AGUCAGUACUUCGCUAACUGCCAUCGCCUUAGCAGUUGUCGAUAUUGGUGUCGACACCGAAUCAUCACCGACAUUGGCCACCACGUCCGCGUACGUUGUCUACCUAUACAUUUUAUUACGAUUAGCUAGUUUGACGUUUGUAAAAUUACAUUUCCUUACGUCCAACAAGUUGGUCGAAAUAUUGUGAAUAAGURCAGUGAUAUUUGUGGAGAAGUGCUCGUUCGUUCGCACCAAUACCUAUACAAAGCGGCAAGAUCAAAACCUAGGGAUUAUAAAUGCUCAAAAUGGAAAUUGAAGUGGGGAAUCCCUCAACGCCCCCUACUACAUAUAGCGAAAAUGCCAAAAAUUUCUUCUCGUUUCACUGGAAAGGUUUAGUCGUAUUCCUAACACCACUCCUUGCCCUCCCUGUCAUCCUGAUGGACAACACGCCGGCAUAUCGCUGCAUGUAUUUACUGUUGGUUAUGGCAGUUUAUUGGGUUACUGAGGCAUUACCACUUUACGUCACCUCUAUGAUCCCAAUAGUCGCGUUUCCCAUUAUGGGGAUAAUGAGCUCAGACCAGACUUGCCGAUUGUAUUUCAAGGAUACCCUAGUGAUGUUCAUGGGUGGCAUUAUGGUGGCUCUUGCAGUCGAGUAUUCAAAUUUACAUAAACGCUUGGCAUUACGAGUUAUUCAGUUGGUUGGUUGCAGUCCAAGAAGAUUACAUUUUGGGCUUAUUGCUGUGACAAUGUUUAUAUCGAUGUGGAUUUCCAAUGCUGCCUGCACAGCAAUGAUGUGCCCAAUUAUACAAGCUGUUUUGGAAGAACUUCAAGCGCAAGGAUUAUGUAAAAUGACACAGGAGCCUAAAUAUCAAAUUGUCGGAAAAAAAAAUAAUACUGCAGAAGAAGAACCACCAUAUCCAUCGAAAAUGACAUUGUGCUACUUUUUGGGUAUCGCUUAUGCUUCGUCUAUGGGAGGAUGUGGCACUAUUAUUGGCACCGCAACAAAUUUAACUUUUAAAGGCAUUUAUGAUGGUCGUUUUCCAACAUCUUCGGAACAAAUGGACUUCCCCACAUUCAUGUUCUAUUCAGUACCUUCAAUGUUGGUAUACACGGGUCUGACGUUCAUUUGGCUACAAUGGCACUUUAUGGGGUUAUUCCGACCAAAGAGCAAAGAAGCUGAGGAAGUUAGAAUGGGUCAGAAUGGCGCUGAUGUUGCAAAAAAAGUUAUCGAUCAACGUUAUAAGGAAUUGGGUCCAAUGAAAGCGCAUGAAAUUCAAGUUAUGAUUCUUUUCAUCUUCAUGGUUGUUAUGUAUUUUACACGUAAGCCCGGAAUCUUCCCUGGUUGGGCUGACUGGCUCAACGCAAAAGAUAUUCGUAAUUCAAUGCCAACGAUAUUUGUAGUAGUCAUGUGCUUCGUUUUGCCAGCAAAUUAUGCCUUCUUACGUUAUUGCCUAUGCAAACGUCCGUUCACUACUGCUCCCACACCAUCGUUGGUUACAUGGAAAUUUAUUCAAUCAAAGGUACCAUGGGGUCUUAUUUUCUUGCUUGGUGGAGGUUUCGCACUCGCUGAGGGUAGCAAAGUCAGCGGUAUGGCCUCCAUGAUUGGCAACGCCCUGGUUGUUUUAAAGAGCCUUCCCCACCCCCUUCUGCUAUUGGUCGUGAUUUUAGUGGCUGUGUUUUUGACGGCGUUCAGCUCUAACGUAGCAAUCGCAAAUAUUAUUAUUCCCGUAUUAGCUGAAAUGUCAGUGGCAAUUAAAAUCCAUCCUCUGUACUUGAUAUUACCGGCUGGUCUUGCCUGCAGUAUGGCUUUCCAUUUGCCAGUGAGUACACCACCUAAUGCACUGGUUGCCGGCUAUGCAAAUAUUAGAUCAAAAGACAUGGCAAUCGCUGGUAUUGGUCCAACAGUCAUCAGUAUAGUCGUGUUGUACGUUUUCAGUCUCACGUGGGGUGCGGUGGUGUACCCUACCUUGAAUUCAUUCCCCGAUUGGGCGAUCACACCGGUUUUAAAUGCAACUACACAUUAAUCGUCUACGCUGCCUUUUGGGUACAGAUUUUAUAGUGUGCGAUGUAUACAUAUUAUCUAAAUUUUCAAAAAAUAUUUAUGUCAAAUAUACAAAUUUUGACGUCAUUAAGUAACUGAAUGAAAAUAAGUGUCUACAAGAAGCAUUAGAUUUUGCUACCGCAUAAAAAAAGUGCCUGGAUAUUGAUGUCACCUUAAUCCUCGUUAUGCAAAGCAAUUAAAUACCGAUUAUGCCAACUUGAUUUGAGGUUUUCAAGUCAUUAACAUCUGUUUUAUCUGAUAUCCAAAUUGAUAAAAAUAGCAUAGCAAUUAUAUAUAUAAUAAAUAUUUUGUAUGAAUUUGGACACUUAAAUGAAAGUUAAACUGAUACCGAUAUUUACAUAUACAUAUGUAUUUAUGUUAUAUUAGUAUAUAACUGUAUAUAAUAAAAAAGUUGUCCUGAUAAUUAUAUAUCCAGCUUUAAAUCAAAAAGAACAACGCCAUCAAAUUGUGACUUCUGCAAACCUCAUAUCUAUGUUACUUAUGCGUUUACACUGCAUUUAUAGUAGAAAGAAAUGAAAGUACGAAUAGUUUUAUAAUGAAUAGUCAAAUGUUAAAAUAUAAAAUACACUUACAAUAUUUACAUUUGAUAUUUAAAUGUAAGGGAUCUUGGAAUUGACAAAAUGCAACAAGUGUACUAAUUAUUGGCAAUAUAUACAUAUGUAUGUGCGUGUUACAAAUAUUUAUAUGUAGACUGUAUACUAAAAAAUAGACUGAAAAAUGGUGCAAAAGAGUCUAAAAUUUGAAGAUAUUUGUUAUAGUACAGAAUACAAAAUUAUUUUAUUUUCGCACAACAUUGUACUUAUAAAUUUUUGAAAAUAUUGUAAAUUUGUAAGUAUUGUAUUCGUUAUAUAUUCAAUCAUAAUAUUAAACAACAAAUAAAGGCACAAAAACUA
This is a messenger RNA of Bactrocera latifrons, 2934 nucleotides long. Its product is annotated as protein I'm not dead yet-like. Lineage: Eukaryota; Metazoa; Arthropoda; Insecta; Diptera; Tephritidae. Bases 276 to 2003 code for a protein of 575 amino acids. Gene Ontology annotation, molecular function: citrate transmembrane transporter activity; succinate transmembrane transporter activity. Gene Ontology annotation, biological process: monoatomic anion transmembrane transport; citrate transport. The record is from RefSeq and is a predicted model, not a curated record. The transcript is spliced from 15 exons. Gene Ontology annotation, cellular component: membrane.